AAAACCUGCUUCAAUCAUGACAGAAAUCACCAUUCAAGAUUUACAGAAACUUCUUGUAUACUUCUCAAAAAACACAUAUAGAGCCAAGGAUGCAGAUAGCACGAGUCAAGCAAUCAUGCAAAAAUGUCUGCUGCUCACUGAUUUAGAUUAUACUCACUCUAUAAUAAAUAAUAAUGGAGGUGAUCUCAGUGCACACUAUCCUAGCCAUCUAAUCAUUUUAGAGUAUGAGAAGUAUAGGAAUUCAAAUCUGUGUGAUACGCCGCCACCACUGCCACGCACAACAGAAACUAUAUAUGAAAGCAUGUAUGACCCUAAUAAAUUGAAGGAAUUGAUAAAAAGUGCUAGAUUUGCCAGGUGUCGUUCAAGAUUUCCACUGCCAGUAAUAUUGUAUAAAGGUAGACAUGUAUGCAGAUCAGCUACUUUGUCUGGUGGACCAGAAAUUUAUGGUAGAUCUGGACUAGAUUAUUUAUUUGCUGGUAGUGAAGGUAUAGUUUCUAUUCAACAACAAGUAGAUGAAGCUCGUGGGGGUGAUUCUGUACUUAGUGACUGGCAAUUAUUUGAUAAAGUUAGGCAUCAAGACAUCAAGCUUUUGAAAACACUUAACGUAGGAACUAUAAUUGAUUUUAUGGUUGAGAAGAAGAAGGUCAAGUUUGGAAUGAACGUGACUUCCUCGGAGAAAGUAGACAAAGAGAAGAGGUACUCUGACUUCACCCUAAUUUCACUGCCAUACCCUGGGUGUGAAUUCUUUAGGGAGUUUAGAGAAAAUGACUACUUGGCUAAAGGUUUGGUGUUCGAUUGGUCUCAGACUCACGUAGAUGCACAAAUUGGCGUGCCAGAUGAUUUAAUUUCUACACAAUUACGAAUCAGUUGGGAUCAGUAUCAAGUCUGGGAUCUAGUCAAGUUAACUCAAAAUUAUUUAAAACUGAUAUUAAGAUAUCUCAGUGAUAGUAGUAGUGGGAUAUUGAUACAUUGCAUCUCAGGUUGGGAUCGCACACCUUUAUUUAUUUCAUUAUUGAGGAUCAGUUUGUGGGCUGAUGGUGCAAUUCAUACGUCGCUAAACGCGUAUCAAAUUCUUUAUUAUACCAUAGCGUACGACUGGAUGCUCUUUGGCCAUGAUUUAGAAGAUCGACUGAGCAAAGGAGAGGAGAUAUUUUUCUUUUGCUUCUAUUUUCUAAAGCAUAUUCAUGACGAAGAGUUUAGCAUUCAUCCGCGUCACAGCAGAUCUAGACACACAGUUCUACGCAACGACAGUGACUCGCAGUUAGAUAACGUUAUGUUCGAUAGUGAAUCGGUAGUGACACUGAGCUCAGUCAGUUCGAACCUAAGUCUGAAUAGUUGGUGUAGUUCUGUUAGUCAAAAUAGCAGAGAUAGUCAAGAUAACAAUCCACCAACGGUGUUUCACUGUGCUUCCACAGAAACUCAAGAUGACUGUCAUAGCAAUGGGAACGUUGUACCAUGGUCAUUUUAUCCUUCUCCAAACAAAGAAGGCAUUGCUCAUGGGUCACGGUCACCCUUGCCCCCCAAUAGAACUUCGCCCGUCGCUGUUCCUGUACCUGGACGUCUUCGACAACGAAACGAAUCCUCGUCGUCUGGUGGUUCUUGGCAAAUGAUAUCUGGAACUGGAAGUUUACGUGGUUCCACGACUGCCAACGCUCCACUCACUGAUGGACUGACAUCGUCUGGUUUAGUUUGCAAACCUCUUUGUGAGACUUGCACGGGACACGCGUCUCAAGAAUCGAGCACCACGAUUAUCGAGGAUGAAGCGUGUGCGUCGUUAGCACAAUCCCGAAGAGAAAAGUUACAGUGUUUAAGAAGAAUAUUUUAUAACGCUUAUAGUCAUACAGUUGGAUUUCGUAUGAAAGACAAUUCCGAAUCGAGCGGUUUCGGUCAACUACUCGGCAACUUCGCCGAGAAAGUAGGAAUCCUUUCUGUUCAACGCACAUCCUUGUGACUAUAACGUCAUUUUACUU
This is a messenger RNA of Habropoda laboriosa, 1970 nucleotides long. It is a transcript of the gene EDTP, whose product is annotated as myotubularin-related protein 14. NCBI's taxonomy places the organism in Eukaryota, Metazoa, Arthropoda, Insecta, Hymenoptera, Apidae. Gene Ontology annotation, biological process: dephosphorylation. The transcript is spliced from 6 exons. Bases 17 to 1951 code for a protein of 644 amino acids. Gene Ontology annotation, molecular function: phosphatidylinositol-3-phosphate phosphatase activity. The record is from RefSeq and is a predicted model, not a curated record.